Messenger RNA from Sodiomyces alkalinus F11, 1510 nucleotides. Its product is annotated as putative spermidine synthase. Bases 173 to 1048 code for a protein of 291 amino acids. Gene Ontology annotation, biological process: spermidine biosynthetic process. The record is from RefSeq and is a predicted model, not a curated record. Gene Ontology annotation, cellular component: cytosol. NCBI's taxonomy places the organism in Eukaryota, Fungi, Ascomycota, Sordariomycetes, Glomerellales, Plectosphaerellaceae. The transcript is spliced from 5 exons. Gene Ontology annotation, molecular function: spermidine synthase activity.
AGAAUACCUAGUGACGACAUCUUAUGAUAAAACACACCUAUUUCAGCAAAUAUUCACCAUUUUGCCCACGACGACUCGUCACGUACUGCGACCACUACUUACCUUACGGCACCUGUCCCAUCGGCCUGUUCUUCGUACACGCCGUCCUAUCGGACUUGGAUCCAUCGUCACCAUGAGCGAGACUACCCAUGCCACCAUCCAAGAUGGAUGGUUCCGUGAGAUUUCUGACAUGUGGCCUGGCCAGGCCAUGACCCUCAAGGUCAAGAAGGUCGUUCACCACGAGAAGAGCAAGUACCAGGAUGUGCUCAUCUUCGAGUCGACCGACUACGGCAUGGUCCUGGUCCUCGACAAUGUCAUCCAGUGCACCGAGCGCGACGAGUUCUCCUACCAGGAGAUGAUCACUCACCUCGCCAUGAACUCCCACCCCAACCCCAAGAAGGUUCUUGUCAUUGGCGGCGGUGACGGCGGUGUCCUGCGCGAGGUCGUCAAGCAUGAGUGCGUUGAGGAGGCCAUCCUCUGCGACAUUGACGAGGCCGUCAUCCGUCUCUCCAAGCAGUAUCUCCCCGGCAUGGCUGUCGGCUUUGAGCACCCCAAGUCCAAGGUCCACAUCGGCGAUGGCUUCAAGUUCCUCGACGACUAUAAGAACACUUUCGACGUCAUCAUCACCGACUCGUCUGACCCGGAGGGCCCUGCCGAGAGCCUUUUCCAGAAGCCCUACUUCCAACUCCUGCACGACGCCCUGCGGGACGGCGGCGUCAUCACCACUCAAGCUGAGAACCAGUGGCUCCACCUUUCCCUGAUCGCUCAACUCAAGAAGGACUGCAAGGAGAUUUUCCCCGUGGCCGAGUAUGCCUACACCACGAUCCCGACCUACCCCAGCGGCCAGAUUGGCUUCAUGGUCUGCUGCAAGGACCCCAACCGCGACGUCAAGGUGCCGGUGCGCUCCUGGACCCCGGAGGAGGAGGAGAAGCACUGCAGGUACUACAACUCGGAGAUCCACAAGGCCAGCUUCGUCCUGCCCAACUUCGCCAAGAAGGCGCUGCAAUAGAUCCCGAGGGAGGUUAUCUCCGAUGUCUGAGAUGGCCACGGCAGAGUCGGCAGGAGGGAGAAGGAGGCGGACGAGCAGGAGGCGGCAGUGCGGGUCCUUACGAGGGAUGAGACCCGAUGAUAGAAUGACCAAGGACAUGAAUGAGAACUGAAAACAAGGUGGAUGAGGUCGAAUGGUUGGAAAAAUAAAACGAAACACCAACGCCAAGAGGCGGCAAUACUCUUCGCGUUAAAACUUCUCUGUCAUGUGUGUUGGUGAUGUCUUCUUUCGAUUCCCCCCCGGUCGACGCGGUGCUGGACACCAGUCAUAAAGAGUCACCAUGUAUACAGGCAACUCACAUCUCAACGAAGGCUGCAAGCAUAGUAUUCUGGUGUUGAGUGGGUAUGUUUUCUCCAGUCAACUGACAAGAGAAAAGGAGAUGCGUGUCCAGAUUCGCAAUUUCCUAAAUCAGAAGUAAUAGAU